Phlebotomus argentipes is the source of this 654-nucleotide messenger RNA. Its product is annotated as basic helix-loop-helix transcription factor scleraxis-like. The record is from RefSeq and is a predicted model, not a curated record. Gene Ontology annotation, biological process: regulation of transcription by RNA polymerase II; developmental process. The transcript has 3 exons. Gene Ontology annotation, molecular function: RNA polymerase II transcription regulatory region sequence-specific DNA binding; DNA-binding transcription factor activity, RNA polymerase II-specific; protein dimerization activity. Lineage: Eukaryota; Metazoa; Arthropoda; Insecta; Diptera; Psychodidae. Bases 1 to 423 code for a protein of 140 amino acids.
AUGGACUAUGAGUUCGUCGUGAGUGAAUUUUACACCCUCGACGACACCGUGAGCGCCUGCCACUCGCUGCCGGCGAAGCAAAGGUAUCAGGCCAAUGCCAGGGAGAGGUACAGAACCCACAGCGUCAACUCAGCCUUCAACACUCUUCGCCUGCUGAUCCCGACCGAGCCGAAGAACAGAAAACUGUCCAAGAUCGAGACUCUGCGCCUGGCCAAGAGCUAUAUUUCACAUUUGGCAGCCAUUCUCCUCACUGGAAAUUACAAUCAACCAUGUGUGUAUGUGACGACGCCGGCGUCCUUUCAUCCGGCCUACAUGGAGCUGCAGCGGCUGGACGAGGACGACGAGGACGAGGAGAGACUAAUGGAGCACAGUCGAACGAGUAUUUGCACCUUCUGUGUCGCCACGAAGAAUAGCAGCAGCUGAGCUGAAGAUGAAACUCCGUCAGGAUAAAUGGUGUGCAAUCUGUUGUGCUGCUCAAAGGACUCUUUCGCGCUUCAUUGACUCCAGAGACCGAAACGGCAAAGUGCGGGCUUAGAAGUUGCACUUUGACUGAUGCAGAAUUAACAUUAGAGAUACACAAUAUAUUGUGUGAAUUUUCGCAUGUGGAUUUCGGGGAAAAAGAAUGCGCGAGAUGGAGUAGCAUUUAAUAAAUUA